Phycomyces blakesleeanus NRRL 1555(-) is the source of this 799-nucleotide messenger RNA. RefSeq lists its product as hypothetical. The record is from RefSeq and is a predicted model, not a curated record. Gene Ontology annotation, cellular component: mitochondrial small ribosomal subunit. The transcript is spliced from 2 exons. Bases 26 to 697 code for a protein of 223 amino acids. Gene Ontology annotation, molecular function: structural constituent of ribosome; rRNA binding. Gene Ontology annotation, biological process: positive regulation of translational fidelity. NCBI's taxonomy places the organism in Eukaryota, Fungi, Mucoromycota, Mucoromycetes, Mucorales, Phycomycetaceae.
AAGUAGUCAAAUCAGUCCAGUCAUCAUGAGAAAGCCCAUUUACUCCUUGUCACGAAAACUUGGACGCAUGUCCUGGAACAAAUACAACUUGUUCAACAUUGCCCAAAAGGAACUUCCCUACCUUACCACCAAAACUCUUUUCCAGCAGAAAUGGCUUGCUAAGAGAGAAACUCGUGCUUACCACGGAGACGAAGUUACCGAACGUCAAUUCAAGAGCAAAUUCUUUGAUGCAAAGUUGCCCACCAUCAAUGUCGCUUCUCAGACUGUUCCCCACGCCCCUGUAGCCGUAUUGACUUUUGCCGAGUUGGAGAGACGUCUGGACUUUGUUGUUUUCCGAUCCAACUUCUGUCCCUCUGUCUACGCAGCCCGUCAAUUGUGCGUUCACGGCAAAGUUAAGGUUAACGGAAAAAAGUUGGCUUUCCCUUCGCAUAAGCUCAAGGACGGCGAUGUGAUUACUGUCGACCCUCACGCUAUUCAGAUGCUCAAGGGUGAAAAGGGAACCGAAUUGAACUUUGAACCCAAGCCCUUUUCUCAGCCAUUCUUGUUUGUACCUGAAUAUCUCGAGGUCAACUACAACACCUGUCAGACAGUCUUUUUACGGUCACCAAUUUCCCGCCCCGGUCGCUCCGAAAUUCCUUCGCCAUUCCCCCCAGAGAUGCACUCCUUGGCAUACGAGUACUAUGCUAGAAACAAGUAAAAUUCCAACAAAAGCAGACGCAAACGCUAACGUAAACGCACAUGCAUACGCAAAUAUACACAAAUACACAUAUACGUAUACGUAUAUGCAUACGAACACGCA